This is a messenger RNA of Eublepharis macularius, 2652 nucleotides long. Its product is annotated as vomeronasal type-2 receptor 26-like. The transcript is spliced from 7 exons. NCBI's taxonomy places the organism in Eukaryota, Metazoa, Chordata, Lepidosauria, Squamata, Eublepharidae. Gene Ontology annotation, cellular component: membrane. Gene Ontology annotation, biological process: G protein-coupled receptor signaling pathway. The record is from RefSeq and is a predicted model, not a curated record. Bases 1 to 2652 code for a protein of 883 amino acids. Gene Ontology annotation, molecular function: G protein-coupled receptor activity.
AUGGGUUGCCACCACAGGGAUGAGGAUGCCCCGACCCGGCCAACCACAAGGAUCACCUAUCAUUAUCCCAAUGGUGGUUGGACCUUCAACACAGACAGAAAGAAAUGUACCAGUGGUGAUCCUGUCCCUAUUCCUCAUAGGUAUUUUCAGUCUGGUGACUUCGUUAUUGGAGGUAUUACUUCCCAAUUUUCAGUGCCUUUUGCUCAGAAUAACUUCCAUCAGCACCCUAGUCAAUUACAGAUUGAUGAGAACAUUGUACUGACUAAAAACUAUCAGCUCCUUUUGGCCUUGGUAUUUGCUGUGGAGGAGAUCAAUGAAAACCACCAGAUCUUACCCAACAUCACUUUGGGCUUCAACAUCUAUGACAGCUAUUUUAAUGCUCAGCAUACCUAUUAUGCCACACUACAACUUCUUUCCACACACAACAGAUUCAUCCCCAACUACAAGUGUGGUAUCCAGAAUAACCUGAUAUCAGUAAUUGGAGCCCUUUACACGAGAACUUCCCUCGACAUAGCAGAAGUGCUGGGCAUCUACAAAGUUCCACAGUUCAGUUAUGGCUCCACUCCAUGGCUGAAUGAAAAAGCAGAUACCAUUUCCUUCUACAAAAUGGUCCCAAGUGAAGCUUAUGAGUAUAUAGGAAUACUCCAGCUACUUCUGCAUUUCAGUUGGACUUGGGUUGGGGUCCUUACAGCUGGUGGUGACAUUGGAGAACGAUUUGUGCAGGCAAUACUUGAAGUUUUUCCUACCCGGGGCAUCUGCUUCGCCUUCUUAGAAAGAUUCAAGACCCUAUAUUUCAGUAAUCUUCUUGACUUCAUCACUUUGUUUGUGUCAAUAUUUAAUGUUUCCAUGGAAAGCAACGCUAAUGUAGUGAUUGUUUAUGAGGAACAUGUGUUAAAUUUCAGAUUGUUAUUAUAUCUACCAGAAAUGGGAAUGGGAACAAUGGAGCCUAAAGGUAAAGUGUGGAUUAUGAUGACUUCAAUGGUGUUGAUGUCACAGAUUUAUCAAAAAACUUGGGACAUACAAGCCAUCCAUGGUGCUCUGUCCUUCACAGUUCAUUCAAAUGAAGUGCGAGGAUUCCAAGAUUUCCUCCAGACCAGGAGCCACUUUGAGACAAAAGAAGACGGAUUUGUCCAAGACUUCUGGGAACAGGCAUUUGACUGUGUAUUUCCAAAUACAUUUCUUAGCGAAGAGCGGGAGAAAAUCUGUACCGGAGCAGAGAAGCUGGAGAGCCUUUCAGGAUUAUUGUUUGAAAUGAACAUGAUUGGCCAGAGCUAUAACAUUUACAAUGCUGUCUAUGCUGUGGCACAUGCUUUAAAUGCCAUGCAAUCAUGCCAGCACAAACACAGAGCAAGGACUGAUAGGAUGUCAAACCUUCAGAAUCCACAGUCGUGGCAGCUGCACCACUUUCUAAGAACUGUCUCUUUUAACAACAGUGCUGGGGACAAGAUUUCCUUUGACCAGAACGGAGAACUGAUAGAGGGAUUUGAUCUUGUAAACUGGUUCAUUUUCCCCAACCAGUCCUUCCUCAGAGUGAAAGUGGGAAGACUGGAUCCCUGUGCUUCCCAAGAUAACAUGCUCACCAUUCAUGAUGAAUCCAUCACAUGGCACAGAAGUUUUAAUGAGACAAUGCCUUUUUCUAUGUGUACUGAGAGCUGCCAACCUGGUUACAGCAAGAGAAGGCAGGAAGGGAAGCCAUUUUGUUGUUAUGAUUGUAUCCCAUGUCCAGAAGGAAAGAUUUCAAACCAAAACGACAUGGAUGACUGCAUUAAAUGCCCAGAAGAUCAAUAUCCAAACCAGGUCAAGAACUCAUGCCUUCUAAAGCACAGAAGCUUCUUGUCUUAUGAAGACUCCUUGGGGAUCACUUUGGCCAUUUUGGUGCUUUUGUUUUCCUGGCUCACUCUUUUGGUAUUAGGAAGCUUUAUGAAGAACCACAGCACUCCGAUUGUCAAAGCCAACAACCGCAAGCUCACCUACGCUCUCCUCAUCUCCAUCCUGCUCUGCUUCCUUUGUGCCUUGCUAUUCAUCGGGCAGCCUGGGAUGGUGACAUGCCUCGCCCAGCAAAUGACUUUUGGCCUCAUAUUCUCAGUGGCUGUAUCGUGUGUGCUGGCAAAGACUCUCACUGUGGUUCUGGCUUUUACGACCACCAAGCCUGGAUCCAGGAUGAGGAAAUGGGUGGGGAAACCCUUAGCCAGCUGCAUUGUUCUUUCCUGCUCCCUUAUCCAAGUGGGCAUUUGUGCGGUAUGGUUGGGAGUCUCUCCUCCAUUCCCAGAUGUUGACAUGCAUUCAUUGACUGAAGAAAUUAUCUUGGAGUGUAAUGAGGGAUUACCUACCAUGUUUUACUGUGUCCUGGGCUAUAUGGGCUUCCUGGCCAUUAUCAGUUUCAUGGUGGCUUUCCUUGCCAGGAAGUUACCAGACAGUUUUAAUGAAGCCAAGUUUAUCACUUUCAGCAUGUUGGUGUUUUGCAGUGUGUGGUUAUCCUUUGUUCCAACUUACCUGAGUACCAAGGGGAAAUAUAUGGUAGCUGUGGAGAUUUUUUCUAUUUUGGCCUCUAGUGCUGGGCUUCUUGGUUGCAUCUUUUCUCCUAAAUGUUACAUCAUAUUGUUUCGACCUGAGCUGAACAACAAGGAACAGUUGAUAAGGAGAAAGAUCUGA